Sphaerulina musiva SO2202 is the source of this 2278-nucleotide messenger RNA. RefSeq lists its product as uncharacterized. The record is from RefSeq and is a predicted model, not a curated record. NCBI's taxonomy places the organism in Eukaryota, Fungi, Ascomycota, Dothideomycetes, Mycosphaerellales, Mycosphaerellaceae. The transcript has a single exon. Bases 92 to 2278 code for a protein of 728 amino acids.
AUAUUCGAUUGUUUGGCAUGUUUGAGGGAGUUUGGCGUUUGUUUUGAUUGGUCUUUCUCGCGACAGUAGCAAUCAUAGCAAGGACAACAACAUGCAAUCGAGCCCGCCAACACGCGUUUGGCGACGCGACUCGCAGCCAGACUCCGAAUACUCGCUUGAUCUCGCCGCGCUCGAUCUCGACGGCCCCGACGACACCGAGACGCGCAUCCCGGAGCCCAAGGUCGAUCAUGUGCUCUCGGAAGACAUCGAUGGACCCAGCGACUUUACGCAGAACAUGGACAUGUGGAUGCGAGGAGGAACCACAGGAAGAGGAACGUUGAGCAAGAAGAAAGGCGGCCCUGCUACUACCAUUGCUCAAACCAUCAUGGAGCGGAAUGAGGAGCUGAAGCAGCAAGAAGUGCAGACGCAUGACUUCCUGGAAGUCCCGCGACAACACCAUCCAGAAGCCGAGGGAGACGUCACACAAAGCGACCACACGCCUGAAAACAGUCCACCCAAAGUCUCUAUCCUGGAGAAGAGUCAGUACGAGGAAGGCUUCAGCUCGGAGUGGCAGACGGACGGCGAAGGAUCUCCUCCAGUUCCUCCAAACCACAAGCAAUUCCUCCAGCCGACUGUAGAAGAUUACUACAGUGAGCUUAGUCCGGCACGGCAGCUUCUUCAGCAGUCGGCGCGUGGGAGGAGCCUGCAUAGCGACACGUAUGCGAGUCAGAAGCACUCUCCUGCUAAGGACGGGAGCCGGAGUCCUGGUCGUCCGUCGAGUCCUACUCUUUCGCCUGUGCGGUCUCCCGUGCGGUCGCCUGUGCUGCAGCGCACUUCGGAACGCAGAGUAGAUUCUGAUGCUGGCGGUGACGAUGGCAAUAGUCUACUUCUGUCAGCCUCGCAGGAUGCAAGUGUUCUCGCCCGCAGGACCAGCCCGACGGCCGAAGAGAAGCUAGGAAUAGACACCGAGUCGAGGGAGGAGAGUGUGCUGCGGCGAACCUCCACCAAUGGCACGUAUGACCAGAGAAUGGACAGCGAGUCAAGAUUGGAGCUGGAGGCUCAGUUCCAGCAACUUGACGCCAAGUGUGCUCAGCUGGAGCACCUGAAUGGGGCACUAGGUCAUGCGCUGGACGAGGAGAGGAGGUUGCGGAAACACGAGAAGACCAGUCAUGAAUCGCAAAUCGCAGAAGCUGCCCGUCGCGAGCAAGAUCUAAUCGAAAUGAAGGAGCUGGCCCAUCGGCAUAAUGGCGAGUUCAGGCGCGAAUUCGGUCAGCUGAAAGAACAACUGCUUAACCAGCAGAAGUUGACAGAUCUCGCAAGAUCGGGGGAGAAUGGUCAAAAGGAGAGCCACGACGCCGAGAUUGAGCAGUUGCGGAAACAACUGCAGGCUCAACAGACCGAGCAUGAGGGACAAUGCAGAGCCUUCCAGCAAGACCUGGCAGCUGUCAGACGUGGUCGAGACCAAGCUGAAAAGGCAGCUUCCGAUCUUCGCGAGGAGCUCGAGGCAGAGCGCGACCAUUACGAUGCUGAGCGACAGCGUUUCCGGACCGAACUACAGCAAGCACAUGACGACGAGGCCGCUAUCAGCGAACUCGAAAGAGAGCUACUGCAGUCCAAGUCUGAGAUUGAGAACCACAAAGCUGCCAAGGUGGAGUCGGACGAUCAGAUGAAGGCGAUCCGCGAGCAGCUUGUCGCCGCUCGACGCACGCACGAAGAUGAUGUGACGCGUACGAGUAAUGAACGUACACGCGCUGUCGAGCUAGCUGCGAAUCUUCAACGUCAGAUGCAAGAGCUCAAGCAGCAAUUGAGAGAUCAGCGGACGGCGCAUGAAGCCGAAGUUCAUCGUCUCCGCUCGCAGGGUCAAAUUUCGAGUAAUACAUCGUCCCAGGAAGUGGAGAUUCUCCGCACUGAGCUAGAAGCCAAGCAAUCAGAACUCAACAUGGCAGUCGUCGAACGUGACGAAGCGAAAGCCUUCGUUGCUACUGUCACUGCAGAGCGAGACGCCUUACAGACAGAACUCAACAAUCUCGAAUCUGUCAACACCGCUCUCGACGCCAAAGUCUCGUCAGUUCUGAGCAAGCGGGAGAAAUAUUGGAAAGGCAAGUUGGACGAGGCUAAGCGCGAACGUGAAUUGAUGGCACGGACGUUGAUGCAUCAGUGGGGUCGACAGGAGGUUGGGGUCGGCGCUCCCCAGAUGUAUGGGUACAAGUAUGGAAAGAAGCGGGAAAUGGAGAAGGGGGUAGAGGAGGUGGAAGGGGAGGGAAAAGAAAACGCUGAACCGAGGGCUACUUCCUCAUAA